This is a messenger RNA of Phanerochaete carnosa HHB-10118-sp, 712 nucleotides long. RefSeq lists its product as uncharacterized. Gene Ontology annotation, biological process: DNA repair. Gene Ontology annotation, molecular function: catalytic activity. The record is from RefSeq and is a predicted model, not a curated record. The transcript is spliced from 4 exons. Lineage: Eukaryota; Fungi; Basidiomycota; Agaricomycetes; Polyporales; Phanerochaetaceae. Bases 250 to 618 code for a protein of 122 amino acids.
UCAGGGCCGAGGAGCACUUAAACUCGGGCUCCGGGCCUCGGACUUGCGCCCUCUAAAGCGUGCGGCUUUCGCGCGGUUUGCACCUCGAACGGAGAUCUAGAUCAUAUUGGCUCAUACUGAAGAGCACGACAAACUUGAAGUUACCGUGACAUGGAUCCUGCUGAAUUUCACGCAGCCGUAUACCACGUUAUACGUCAAAUCCCACCAGGGAAAGUCACCAGCUAUGGGCACAUCGCAAAGCUGAUCGGAAUGCCCCGCCACUCGCGGCACGUCGGCCAAGCACUCAAAUGGCUCUCGCCAGAUGCCGCGCCGCCCGUACCGUGGCAGCGUGUCGUCGCGUCGAACGGGACAAUCUCCUCGCGCGGGCCAGGGACCGAUGGCGCGGAACGGCAGCGCGCCACGCUCGAGGCCGAGGGCGUCGAGGUCGUCGUUGGCCGUAGCGGCGACAUGCGUGUCAACUUCGAAGCAUAUGGAUGGUUCCCCGCACCUGGGACUGUCGCAACCGGAGCACCCCAGCCUGAUGCUCCCGCGGAGGAAGAGCAAGAUGGCGAGGCUGGAGAUCUAGACGAGCUUACUUCGGAGGAGGAAGAGGAGGAUGCAGAUGGCGGGAACUCGUAGCACUCGUUGACAUCCGGGCUUUCGAGAGCACCAGGACACGCUGUUGAGCGGUGUACGUACCCUAUACAAACAGAAGAAUGCAAUUGGAAUACAC